AUGACUCCAGGGAUAUUUGACGAGUUUGCGAACAAGGGAAAUUGCAAAUGUGGGGAUGAUGAAAUUCAGAAUCAGAUGGUUGACUUUAUCCUUGGGGAGACCUACCGGGACAUCAACCUUGACGAGAAUCCAUGUGUGUUUCCCCGUUGCGGCCACUUCUUGACAGUUGAGAAUAUGGAUGCCCAGAUGGACAUGAAGAAGUACUACGUUCUUGACGCACGGGAGAAGCCAAUUGGGAUUGCCGCAUCAAUGGAGCCGUUCUCCAUGGACAACAUCAAGACGUGUGCCAGCUGCCGUGGGCCCCCUGAGAGAUAUCGCCCGAUACGGACGAUUGCGCAGACCCUCCCUCGAUGCAUACGACAGCUCCAGGCAUCGACAAAUGAACAACCUAUUGCCUGGCCGGCCACUGUCAAGAUCGCGGACAACCAGCAAGAGACGAUGGCGGUACAUUCUCGAUCUACGGCGGGAGGGAUCAAGAGAUAUAUGAAGCAAGUAACGCCCGAGGAGCAGCCGUACAGUAAAGUACGCAACUUGGUAGGCAUCGCUCGUCGUCGGAAGGAUGCCACCGAGAGUUUUGAGCCUGCGAACGACAUCCUUCAGUUGAAGGGGUCGGUUCAAGCCAGCGCGCUCACUCUGCGUCUGGAUAUCGCCUUGCUCGCUGACUUUCUCAAGCUUCAUCGUGAGGCCCCGAAAGAGACCCAUAGUGCGGUUGAGAUGGAUCUCUCGAAGAAUCGCGACCAAUGCAAGGCUCUCGUGAAGACAGCGGAACUUUCGAAUCACAUUGAUCACCAGACGGAGGGCUAUAUCUUCCUCGCCCAGCUCCAUGCUUUUGAGAGAUCGUAUGCAGCCUCGCCUGAGUUGAUUGAGCAAUGCGUGACCCGUGGCUUGAUGGACGAAGUCCAAAGUGUCGAGAGGAUGCUUCUCGGUGCGACGUUCUAUACCCCCGUGACCAACGACGAACGCAUGGCGGUCAUUACUGCCAUGGCGCAGGAGUUCCGUGGCACGGGGCAUUGGUACUACUGUCGCAACGGCCAUCCCUUCAUGAUUGGGGAGUGCGGCAUGGCGAUGGAGAGGGCCGUAUGUUCGGAGUGUGGGGAGCCCGUCGGUGGACAGAAGCAUAUCGCUGCCGAGGGCGUGACGCGUGCGGCGGACUGGGAGGACAGUUUGGCGCGGCUGAACUUACAUUAAGAUUUUGUCUCGUUCUUGGAUCACGAAGAUUUGC
Molecule: messenger RNA, 1222 nt
Organism: Aspergillus uvarum CBS 121591
Lineage: Eukaryota; Fungi; Ascomycota; Eurotiomycetes; Eurotiales; Aspergillaceae
Exons: 5
Coding region: 1-1188 (395 amino acids)
Source: RefSeq, a predicted model, not a curated record